Cladophialophora yegresii CBS 114405 is the source of this 609-nucleotide messenger RNA. RefSeq lists its product as uncharacterized. The record is from RefSeq and is a predicted model, not a curated record. Gene Ontology annotation, cellular component: COPI vesicle coat. The transcript is spliced from 2 exons. Lineage: Eukaryota; Fungi; Ascomycota; Eurotiomycetes; Chaetothyriales; Herpotrichiellaceae. Gene Ontology annotation, biological process: intra-Golgi vesicle-mediated transport; intracellular protein transport; retrograde vesicle-mediated transport, Golgi to endoplasmic reticulum. Bases 1 to 609 code for a protein of 202 amino acids.
AUGGCGCCCAGUAUGUCGCUGCACAGCGUCGUCGCAAUCCUCAUCCUCACCACCGACUCUCCGCCGGACACGGCCAGACUGUUUGCCAAAUACUACACCCCGCCUCACACCAAUGCCACACAGCAGCCUACACAGACGUCGCAGCAGCCGUAUACGGGCCUAAAAGAGCAAAAAGCGUUCGAGAAAGGUCUUCUAGAGAAAACUGCCAAACAAACCUCGGAUGUGAUUCUUUACGACAACAAAGUUGUGGUGUUCAAGAUGGAGAGCGACGUGAUGCUGUAUGUUGUGGGCAGCGCCGAGGAGAAUGAGAUCUUACUAUACAAUGUUGUGCUGGCACUGAGAGACACAUUAAGCAUUCUGCUCAAGAACUCAACAGACAAGCGCACAAUAAUGGAGAACUACGACCUGGUGACACUGGCGAUUGAUGAGAUUGUGGAUGACGGCAUCGUAUUGGAGACCGAUCCGGUCAUGGUGGCUUCGAGGGUCUCGAAAGCACCGGCACAGGACGCGCCAAACAUGAAGAACAUCGACUUGAGCGAGCAAGGCAUACAGAAUUUGUGGGAGUUUGGCAAGAAGCAGGGCAUGGAGUUUGUGCGGCGGAAUCUAUAA